AUGUGUGAUUUAAACGAUAAUCCUAUAAAGCUUAGUGUUAAAUGGAAUGGCAAGGAAUAUGAAAUACCGGAGUUUUCGCCAUCAGACUCCGUCGCGAUGCUCAAAGUCGCCAUCGAAAAUGCCACGGGAGUCAGACCGGAAAGACAAAAGUUACUGAAUGUUAAAUUUCAGGGCAAAGUGGCAACAGACAAUUGCACAUUAUCUGACCUUCAGCUGAAGCCAAACCUGAAGAUCAUGAUGAUGGGGUCUCUAGAGGAGGCGAUAGCGGGCGCGCAGACCAAGCCGGACGUCGGGGACGAGGUUGUCAAUGACCUGGAUAUUGAAGAGGAGGAGGUCGAUGUGGAGAAUCAGGAGAUAUACCUAGCCAAAAUAAACAAGCGCGUGCGAGAUUACAAGAUCACGAUGUUGAACGAGCCGCGCGCCGGCAAGAAGCUGCUCGUACUCGAUAUAGACUACACACUGUUCGACCACAGAUCUGUCGCUGAAACAGGCUAUGAAUUAAUGCGUCCAUUUCUCCACGAGUUCCUAACGUCAGCUUACGAGGACUAUGACAUCGUGAUCUGGUCGGCAACCGGCAUGAAGUGGAUUGAGGAGAAGAUGAGGCUCCUCGGCGUGUCCACACACCAGGACUACAAGAUCAUGUUCUAUUUAGACUAUCUGGCUAUGAUCACUGUGCAUACAGCCAAGUAUGGGACCAUAGAUGUGAAACCACUAGGCGUAAUAUGGGGCAAAUACCCUCAAUACAGUUCAAAAAACACGAUAAUGUUCGACGACAUCAGAAGAAACUUCAUCAUGAAUCCAAAGAGCGGUCUCAAGAUCAGACCGUUCAGGCAAGCCCAUCUCAACAGGGACAGAGAUCGAGAACUCCUGCACCUGUCCACUUACCUCAGGGACAUAGCACAGUACUGUGACGAUUUUGACGUUCUCAACCAUAAGAAGUGGGAGAAAUACAAGCCAGAUAAGAACAGGAUUCAAGCGGGGAGCAAGAGAAAAGCUGAAGACAGCGCUCCCUCGACACCUAAGGAAUGACGUUAGAUCAGCCCGUUUCGAUAAGUGACAUUCUUACAUUGUAUGACACUGAACUAAUUGUUUGAAUGUAUGGAAUUGACAGGUGACAGUCACGUGACUUUAAAAAGUAGACUGCACGGAUAACCUAGUUCUAUAAUUCACAGCAAUAACAUCAAACCAAAACCGCGAGUUCGAUCCGUAGGAUAAACAUUUUUGUGAUCUUAAAAUGCUUGUUCAGAGUGCGUGUGGCUCUAUGCAUUUGAUAUUUGUUUCAUUUGUAUACCUAACGAGAAAAUAAGUUCAAGGGGGACAAACAUAGUUCUUUUUUUUCAAAAUUGAUCAGGCCAUCCACUUUGGAAACCGCAGGAGAAUUAUUGGUCACGUUAUGUAAACCCCAGCGAUAGUAUCAAAUUCCUUGCUGCGUGAGUCUUUAUAAACGAAUAAAAAAAUGACUGUUGUUUCCAUACAUUUGAGCGCUUUGAACAGUAUUGCUGGUAAUAGUGUCACUUGUCAACUGGGUCAGACCUGUCGGUCUGCGAAUCGCCUUGAUUGCUUGAUAAGACUGCGAUCUACACAGCUUUAGACUGUAACCAAUAUUACUAAGUCAUACAUUGAAAAUGUUAGGUAAAUGAAUGUUUAAAAAACAAACUUGAAAUUAAGGCGAUUUGCGUUUGUGUAUGCAGUAUUACCACAGCUAUAGGUUAGAUUCAUUAUCGUUAACAAAAUUGUAAUGUGUUUUGAUAGCAGGCUCAUUUCAGGCACUUUUGCAUCGUUGAAAUUCCAAAAUGACAUUCUUAUGAAGAGAAUCGGCAGAAAACUCCAUAAAAUAGUUAUUAUUUUAAACAAAUCACUUUUAGAAUGGUCUGGUUUUUAUUUCAAUAUCGUCCUUACAAUGCAACUUGAAUAGUGUCACUGUUCAUUUGAUUCCUACGGUUUAUUAAAAAUAUCGUAAUAUUUUAGAGAAAAUCUUUCUUACAUUGAAUUUUUGGGCGGCAAAACGAAUCUGCGAAUUUACUCUUGCCGAAUUGACAAGUUAGUCAAUGUGUUUAUGUGUCCGUUACAAUUUACUACUCAUAUUAAAUUUUCAAAGUGAUUUCAAACUCAAUCUGUUUCCCUCUGUUUAUAUCUUGUAACUUAUACUUGUGGUUCUACUGCAUUGUAUUGGUCAUUAGGUUGAUUUGAAAUUAAUGAUGUUAUAUAGAACAAAUAAAAAGUAAAUAUGAGACUAAUUAUUUAGUUUCUAUGGCGCUAGUGGACUUUUAGUUAUAAUUUUUUAUUCUAUAAUCAAAUACUGGUGCGAAACUCAAUUACAAAGUUCAUUUUUAGUAUUGGCAACAUUGGAUUAACGAAAAAGUUGGUAUAUCUUUUUCAAGGCAUUUUAACUUUGCUAGAAUGUAGUAAAUAUUUGGAAAAUUGCAAUUAUUAGGCAAAUAUGGUCCUUUAGAAAUAUAAUGUUAAAAUCUAAGGCUGUUUAUCAUGACAAUGCAGAACAUUAACGAAACGUGGCAUUUAAUGCGUUGUAUUUAUAUGUAGUCUUAAUAAAUAUAAGAAAAUAAAUUCAGUUUUAACAAAGUCA
Molecule: messenger RNA, 2584 nt
Organism: Trichoplusia ni (cabbage looper)
Lineage: Eukaryota; Metazoa; Arthropoda; Insecta; Lepidoptera; Noctuidae
Gene: Ublcp1
Product: ubiquitin-like domain-containing CTD phosphatase 1
Exons: 5
Coding region: 1-1029 (342 amino acids)
Biological process (GO): protein dephosphorylation
Cellular component (GO): nucleus
Molecular function (GO): protein binding; protein serine/threonine phosphatase activity
Source: RefSeq, a predicted model, not a curated record